AUGCCGGGGUUUACUAUACAAAAAAUAGAUGAGGCGGAUACGGAGGAAGUUAUGAAGCUACUAAGAAGAACGUUCUUCAUCCAUGAGCCGCUGAAUAGAAAAAUCGCUUAUUGUAAUUCAGAAGACGACGACUGCCCUGAUUUAGAUAACUACUGCAGGUACUGCUUACCUGGUACAUCAUUCAAAGCAGUUGACCAGGACGGCAAUAUUAUUGGAGUGCUUAUCAAUGGAAUCAGCGCUGUCAAUAACCCAAUAGACUACGCUACCUUGAUAGAAAACUGCUCAAGUCCCAAAUUCAAGACGAUUUUAGAAAUGUUGGACAUUAGGGAGAAGGGGGCAAACGUGGGCGCUAAGUAUCCUGAUGAAAAGGAACUAUUUGAGGUGAAAUUAGCAGCUACAGAUGAGAAUUGGAGGAAGAAGGGAGUCAUGAAUAAACUAAUGGUAGAAACAGAAAAAGCAGCGAAGGAAAUUGGUCUGCGGUUACUUCGUAUUGACACUUCAAGUGCCUUCUCGGCGAAGUCAGCAGAAAAACUGGGCUUUACAUGCAUUUACAAGCGAGCUUACUCCGAUAUAAACAUGAUUAUACCAGAUCUACCCCAUGAAUACGACAGGGUAUUCAUAAAAGAACUGUUUUAA
This is a messenger RNA of Leptosia nina, 636 nucleotides long. The record is from the annotation of a GenBank genome assembly. Lineage: Eukaryota; Metazoa; Arthropoda; Insecta; Lepidoptera; Pieridae.